Pimephales promelas (fathead minnow) is the source of this 7841-nucleotide messenger RNA. NCBI's taxonomy places the organism in Eukaryota, Metazoa, Chordata, Actinopteri, Cypriniformes, Leuciscidae. The record is from RefSeq and is a predicted model, not a curated record.
AUAUGCUUAGGUUUUUAUUUGGCAAAUCGUUGUAAAUUUACUAGUAUUUUCUAAGUGGAAAAAAGUUGCCUAGCUUUUUUCCAAGUAAAUCCAACUCCAAUUUUUUUUCAAUCCAAGAGAAACUCAGUUACUUGGUGUUGCUUUAAAGGGUAGAAUUCACUACUACGAUGUCUGAUUUGCUGUUCUCCUAUGUUGAAUGUUUAAAUGUUUUUUUGUGUGUUUCAGUGAGUGAUCUGAGGAUUGUUCUGCUGGGCAAGAAUGUGUCAGAAAACAGUGGAGUGGGAAACUUCAUAUUAGGGCGAGCAGCGUUUGACAGUGAAGCUCCUCCAGAUGUUGUGGAGAGAGUCGGAGGAAGACUGAAGGACAGACACGUGACCAUCAUCAACAGUCCUCAGCUGCUCAACACACAUCUGUCACUCCAUCACGUCACACACACAGUGAGAGAGUGUGUGAAUCUGUCUGAUCCAGGACCUCAUGUCUUCAUACUCGUACUACAAAACAAUGACAUCACUGAAGAAGACAGAUACAGAGUGAAAACUGUCCUGAGAGAAUUCAGUGAAGAGGCGAUUAAACGCACCAUUGUGCUCACGACUGAUGAAGAUACGCACGACGCUAAAGGUGCACCUGUGACAGUUAAAAAAGUAAUUCAACAGUUAAAUGCCGAAUGUGGAGGAGGACAUCUGCAGCUUGAACAUGCAACAGAGGAAUGGUGCUCUAUAAUAUCGCAACGAAUAGAGAAGAUUCUCAGAGAAAACAGUGAAGAAUUUCUCACAUGUGAACUCUAUGAUUACGCAGAAGGAUCAUCAGUAGAUGAAGAUCACAACAGGUCCUUUGCUUCACUCGGAACGGAGGAGGAAGACGAAGAGUCUGAUGCAGACGAUGAUGGAAAAUACCUAGAAACUCGUACUGAGAAAAAGAAAGCAAAAGGGUUUAUUCGCAAUAUACCGCUAAUGUCAUAUUUUAGUAAUCCAGAGACCAGACCAGAGCAUUAUCCAGCAAAGAGAAAUGUACGCGUGAGCAGAAAAAAGAAGUUGUGUGUUGUGUUAUGUGGAAGUGAUGGAAGACUGAAGGCCUCCGUAUCAAGACUUAUAAGAGGAAAAAAUAAGUUUUUUCCCCCCUUACACCUGAAAGAGAAAGAGUGUGUGAGGAGAAACCUGGAGCUUCAUGGACGUGUGGUCAGUCUGGUGAAGCUUCCAGCUGUCAAUCGGCUCUCAGAGGAGGAAGUGAUGCGUAAUACUCUCCGCUGUGUGUCUCUCUGUGAUCCUGGAGUUCAUGUUUUCCUCUUCAUUGUUCCUGAUGCUCCACUGACUGAUGAAGACAAAGCAGAAAUGGAGGAGAUCCAGAGGAUAUUCGGCUCAAGCAUCAAAAACCACCUCAUGGUUCUCAUUAUCCAAGAGAAGAGCAUGAUUAGUAAACUGAUUGGUAGUAAAAGUCUAUGUAAUACUUCAGCUACUGAGACGUCUCUUAAAACAUUUGGAGGUCAUCGUUUUGUCCUGGAGAACAGCUCGCAGGUUCCCGCUCUACUUCAGGAUGUGGAGAACAUGGUAGAAGAGAACAGAGGAAGUUUCUACACCACCUUCAUGUACCUUCAGGCUCGAGUAGAACUGGAGAAAAACAAACACAGAGCUGAAAUAGGGGAACUGAGAAGAUCUAUGAUGAAAACUCAAUCAGGUUUAAUACACAGUGAUAUUGGAGUGAGGAUCGUUUUGCUGGGAAAGACGGGUGUCGGGAAAAGUGCAACAGGAAACACCAUACUGAGAAAAACAGCUUUUAAAUCAAAACUGGCUUCACGCUCAGUGACCCGAGAGUGUCAGAAAGAAACAGCUGAGUUCAACAGAAGACGGAUCACUGUGAUCGACACUCCAGGCCUGUAUGAUACUGCCGUUGAUAAUGUUGAGACCAGGAAGGAGAUUGUGAAGUGCGUCUCAAUGGCGGCACCCGGACCACAUGUGUUUCUGCUGGUGAUUCAACUGGGACGAUUCACUCAAGAGGAGAAAGAUGCAGUGAAGAUGAUCCAGGAGUCUUUUGGAGACCAAUCCAGAAUGUACACCAUGGUGCUGUUCACCAGAGGAGAUGAGCUUAGAGGAGCAAGAGUUGAAGAUUUUAUUGAAGAUGAUGAUAGUUUAAAGAGCCUCAUCCAGCAGUUUGGUCACAGAUACCAUGUGAUUAAUAACAUUGAGACUGAAGAUCGAAAACAGGUUUCUGAGUUGUUCGAUAAGAUUGACUGUUUGGUGGCAGCAAAUGGAGGGAGUUUCUACACUAAUGAGAUGUUCCAGCUGGUGGAGAAGAACAUCAAAGAGGAACAAGAGAGAAUACUGAAAGAGAAAGAAGAAGAGAUCAAGAGAAAAGAAGAAGAGCUGAAAACCAAAUAUGAAUCUGAAAUAGAACAAAUGAAGGAAGAAAACGAGAGAGAAAGACAAGAGAUGCACAACGAACUGAGAAAAAGUGAAGAAGAAUUCAAGAAGAAAGAAGAGGAGAUCAAGAAAGAAAAAGAUGAAAACCUACAAAAAGAGCUGCAGAAAAAACCGGAGGAGCAGCAGAAACUGUUUGAAGACGAGAAUAAAAGAAAAGAAAAGGCUUUAGGAGAACAGCAAGAGAACUUCAUAAAAUACCUGGAAGAACAACAUGAGAAAGACAAACAAAAACUUCAGGAGAAAAUUCAACGUGAAACUAGAGAACAAGCAGAGCGUGAAUAUCUUAUAAAGCUUGAGAGAGAAGUGGCUAGAGCUUUAAAAGAAGCUGAAGAACAACUACCAUGUAGUGCAAAACGAGCUCGUGACUGGAGUCGGCAUGGAGGUUUUCUAGGAGCAGCUGCCGGAUGUUUUGUUGGUUCUUAUGAGGACAUGGUGUAUUGGAUUGUCAGAUUAUGUUUUAAAGGUCAAGCUCAAAUUCAAACUGAAGGAAGUAAAAUCAGUGUUAUCUCUCGCAGGACGAUGAAAGGACAGACGUCAGGAUCCACUGAAGACAGAAUAUCAAAAACAGUACUAGAACAGAAUAUCAACAUGUCCAGCAGAGUGAGUGAUCUGAGGGUUGUUCUGCUGGGGAAGAGUGUGUCAGAAAACAGUGAAGUGGGAAACUUCAUAUUAGGACGAGCAGCGUUUGACAGUGAAGCUCCUCCAGAUGUUGUUGAAAGAGUCGGAGGAAGACUGAAGGACAGACGUGUAACCAUCAUCAACAGUCCUCAGCUGCUCAACACACACAUCUCAGAUCAUCAGAUCACGAAGACCGUGAGAGAGUGUGUGUAUCUGUCUGAUCCAGGACCUCAUGUGAUCGUUCUGCUCCUCAAACAUGAUCAGUGUUCAGCAGAAGAUCAAGAGUGUGUGGAGAAGGUGCUGGACUCUUUCUCUGAGCAGGUUCAUCAACACACCAUGGUGCUCACGACACAAGAGCCGACUCAAACCAACGACAUCCUACAGAAAAUCAUUCAGAAAUGCUGUAACAGACACUUCAGUCUUCAUGGAAACGGCUCUCCUGAUGAUCUUCUGCAGACGUUUGAGGACAUUGUGCAAACGAAUGAUGGACGGCACCUGGAUUGUGCUGAAGCUUCACAGUGUUUGACAAUGAAGCAACAGGACACAGAAAGACUUUCAGAGGGGGAGAAGCUGAAUCUGGUUGUGUGUGGGAGUGACGGCACAUUAAAGUCCUCCAUAUCAGAGCGGAUCCUGCAGCAGAAAGACAGAAGAUCAGACAUGGAUCUUCAUGGUCAUGUGAUCAGUGUGUUGGAGCUUCCAGCUCUGUUCAACACUCGGCUCUCAGAGGAGGAAGUGAUGCGUCAGACUCUCCGCUGUGUGUCUCUCUGUCAUCCUGGAGUUCAUGUUUUCCUCCUCAUUAUUCCUGAUUCACUGAAUAAUGAAGACAAAGCAGAAAUGGAGGAGAUCCAGAGGAUCUUCAGCUCGAGAAUCAACAAACACAUGAUGAUCCUCAUAAUGCAGAACUCAGAGCAUCAGACAGAGGAACUCGAUGAAGAAACACAGUCUGUUAUUGAGAGGUUUGAAGGACGACAUCAUUUCUUUGGUCCCACCACACGAGUGUCCACAUUGAUGGAGAACAUUGAGCAGAUGCUGGAGGAAAACAGAGGAGAGUUUUUCUCCACAGAGACAUUUCUGGAGGAUAUAUGGAAGAAAUAUGAAGAGAUGAAGAAGAAAAUUCAUUCACAAGAGACACUUUUAGUGUCACAAGGCUCACAAAAAAACACAGAUGAAUUGAGGAUUGUCCUGCUGGGAAAAACUGGAGUUGGGAAAAGUGCGACUGGAAACACAAUCUUAGGAAGAAAAGCGUUUACAGCAGAAAUAUCUCAAGAGUCCGUGACUAAAGAGAGUCAGAGAGAAACAUCUGACAUCAACGGCCGACACGUUACUGUGAUCGACAAUCCAGGACUGUUUGAUACUAAACUCACUAAUGAAGAGAUCCAGAGAGAAAUCAGACACUGCAUCUCCAUGAUCCUGCCUGGACCGCAUGUGUUCAUCAUUGUGCUCAAUUUAGGACAACGGUUCACUCAAGAAGAAGCAACUACAGUGAAGAUCAUCCAGGAGACGUUUGGAGAGAAAUCUUUAAUGUUCACCAUGGUGCUCUUCACCAGAGGAGACGAUCUGAAGGACAAAACCAUUGACCAGUGUUUGGGAAAACCUGGAUCUCCUCUGAUGAACCUGAUCGAAGCGUGUGGAAACAGAUAUCAUGUGUUCAACAAUAAUCAGACUGGAGACCGAAUACAGGUGUCUGAUCUACUGGAGAAGAUAGACCACAUGGUGAACGCAAACGGAGGGAGUUUCUACUCCUGUAAGAUGUUCAGAGAGAUGGAGAGAGAACAACAAGAACAACAGAUGAAGAUCUUGAUGGACAGAGUCAGAGAAACAGAAGAACUGGUGAACAAACUAGAAGAAGAGAUGAGACAAGAACGAGAGACACUCACAAAUGAAAUUGAUCAAAUUAGGCAACAAAAAGAGAAAAUAAAAACAGAAAAAGAUCACCUGCAGAUCAAAUACGACACAGAGACGGAACGACUGAUGAACGGAAUAGAGAACGAGAGGAAGAAAAGAGAAGAAUAUAUAGAAAGAGAGGAACACUAUAAAACACAAAUACAAGAGAAAGAAAGAGAGAUACGAAACAAGAUGAGACAAGAAAUAGAGCAAACAAGGCAAGAAAAAGAGAAAAUAAGAACAGAAAAAGAAAACCUUCAGACCAAAUACAACACCGAAAUAGUCAGAGUGAUCAACAGAAUAGAGAAUGAAUGACAGAAUCACGACAAAGAGAGAAAGAGAAGAGAAGAAGAAUUUAAUGCAAGAGUAGAACAUUAUAAAACACAAUUGAAAGGGAAAGAGAGAGAGAUCCAUGAGAUGAAGAGAGAACGAAGGGAAUGGGAGAGAGAGAAACUAGAGGAAAAGACAAAAAGAGAAGAAGAGGAUGAGAAAAGAAAAGAGAAAGAACAGAGAGUCUGUGAUGAAUUUAAUCAGAAAGUGAAAGAAGAGAGAGAGAGAAUGGAAAGAGAGAAAGAAGAUCUUCAAUCUAAACAUGAAGCAAAAGAAAACAAGAUGAAGAUCCUGAUGGAGGAGAAAGUGGAGAGAGAACGAGAAGAACUGAUGAAGAAACAUGAAGAAGAGAAAGAGAGCAUGAAGAUGAUGAUGAUGGAGAAACUGGAAAACCUGGACAGUGAACGAGAAGAACUGAUGAAGAAACUAGAAGAGAAAGAUAAAAUUAAAAUGAAGAUGGAGGAAGAACUGCAGAAUCGAGAGAAAGAGAGAAAGAGAAGAGAAGAAGCGUUUAAUGAGAGAGAAAAGCAAUAUAAAAGAUACAUCAAAGAGAAACAAGAGAGUGAGGAGAAGAUGCGUGAGGAGAUGAAGAGAGGACGAGAGGAAUGGGAGAAACAGAAACUAGAGGAAAAGAAGAGGAGAGAAGAAGAAGAUGAGAAAAGAAGAGAGAAAGAACAGAGAGUCUGUGAUGAAUUUAAUGAGAGACUAAAAGAAGAGAGAGAGAGAAUGGAGAGAGAGAAAAAAGAUCUUCAAGCUAAACAUGAAGCAAAAGAAAACAAGAUGAAGAUCCUGAUGGAGGAGAAAAUGAACAGAGAACGAGAAGAACUGAUGAAGAAACAGGAAGAAGAGAAAGAGAGAAUAAAGAUAGGGAUAAUGGAGAAACUGGACAGAGAACGAGAAGAACUGAUGAAGAAACUAGACGAAGAGAAAGAGAAAAUGAAGAUGAUGGAGGACGAACUUCAGAAUCAAGAGAAAGAGAGAAAGAGAAGAGAAGAAGAGUUCAAUGAGAGAGAAAAGCAAUAUAAAAGAGAAAUGAAAGAGAAAGAAGAGAGUGAGGAGAAGAUGCGUGAGGAGAUGAAGAGAGGACGAGAGGAAUGGGAGAAACUAGAAGAAAAGAUGGAAAGAGAUGAAGAGGAUGAGAAAGAACAGGGAGAAUGUGAUGAAUUUAAUCAGAAAGUGAAAGAAGAGAGAGAGAGAAUGGAAAGAGAGAAAGAAGAUAUUCAAGCUAAACAUGAAGAGGAAGAAAACAAGAUGAAGAUCCUGAGGGAGGAGAGAGUGGAGAGAGAAAGAGAAGAACUGAUGAAGAAUCAUGAAGAAGAGAAAGAGAGAAUGAAGAUGAGGAUGGAGGAGAAAGUGGAGAACCUGGACAGAGAACGAGAAGAACUGAUGAAGAAACUAGAAGAAGAGAAAGAUAAAAUGAAGAUGAUGGAGGACGAACGACCGAAUCAUGACAAAAAGAGAAAGAGAAGACAAUCGAUUAAUGAGAGCAAAACACAGAAUACAAUGGAAACCAAUGAGACGGAAGAACUGAUGAAGAAACAUGAAGAAGAGAAGAGAAUGAAGAUGAUGAUAGAGGAAGCGUGGAGGAACCAGAGUGAGAUGCGUGAGGAGACGAAGAGAGAACCAGAGGAAUGGGAGAAACAGAAACAGCAAAGUCCAGCAAACCUGCCAAACAUACAGCAAAGAGUGUCUGCUGUCAUUCCCCCAGUCUCCAGACGGAUUGUUCUUCUGGGUAGGAGUGGUGUUGGGAAGAGUGCAGCUGGAAACACAAUACUGGGACGAAAAGAGUUUAAAUCAAUUGCCAAGAAAUGUUCAGCUGCCCGCGCCACUGUUUCACGCAGAUCUGUGUCUGUAGUUGACACUCCUGGAUUAUUCGACACACUGCUGCAUCCUGAUGAGUUAAUGAAGGAGAAAACAAGAAGCAUUCAUUUAUCCAGUCCUGGCCCGCACGCUUUCCUCAUCGUGUUUCCUGUGAGUAUGAGGAUCACUGAGGAGGAUCAGCAGAUUCUUCAGAUGAUUGAGAUGAUGUUUGGAGAAGAAGUGUUAAAAUACUCCAUCAUUCUCUUCACUCAUGGAGAUCAGCUAGAAGGAAAGGCCAUAAAGAAUCUCAUUAAGCAGAACAGUGCUUUAAACAGUCUAGUUGGUCAGUGUGGAGGCAGAUAUCACGUCUUCAACAAUACAAACAUGAGAAGAAGAAAGCAGGUGAAUGAUCUACUGAAGAAGAUUGACACAAUGGUAGAGCAGAAUGGAGGAGGACACUACAGUAAUGACACACUUCCAGAUGGUCACAUCUUAAGACAAGAAGAGGAACAGCAGAAAUAGAGAGAGGAAAAAGAGAGAAAAUAACAAGAGAAACAAAGGCAGAUCUGUGUAUGUAGUUGAUACUGGAUUCACUGACACAAAUGAAACCUGAGUUUGGUCAGGAGGUGUUAAAGCACUCCAUCAUUCUCUUCACUCAUGGAGAUCUGCUUUAGUUUAGGCCUAUAAAUAGACCAAAGGUCAAGUUAUAGUUUUUUGGUGUGUGUAAUACUAUACUCAUAACCAACAAAUACUUACACUCUAAAAAAUGCUGGGUUGUUUUAACCCAAUUUUGGG